Messenger RNA from Verticillium dahliae VdLs.17, 2346 nucleotides. RefSeq names its product DNA replication licensing factor mcm3. Bases 1 to 2346 code for a protein of 781 amino acids. The record is from RefSeq and is a predicted model, not a curated record. Gene Ontology annotation, cellular component: nucleus; MCM complex. Gene Ontology annotation, biological process: double-strand break repair via break-induced replication; DNA strand elongation involved in DNA replication; mitotic DNA replication initiation. Gene Ontology annotation, molecular function: ATP hydrolysis activity; single-stranded DNA helicase activity; ATP binding. The transcript has 2 exons. NCBI's taxonomy places the organism in Eukaryota, Fungi, Ascomycota, Sordariomycetes, Glomerellales, Plectosphaerellaceae.
AUGAUCUCCCUUGAAGGCAUUGUCACCAGAUGCUCACUCAUCAGACCCAAGAUCGUCAAGAGCGUUCAUUACAACGAGGCGAAGAAUGUCUUUCAUUUCAGAGAAUACCAAGACCGGACCAUGACCGACGGCGCUUCUACUUCCAGCGUGUACCCUCAAGAGGAUGACGAGGGAAACCCUCUCAUUACCGAGUAUGGGUUCAGCAAAUACCGGGAUCACCAGACUAUUUCUGUUCAAGAAAUGCCCGAGCGCGCCCCCGCUGGGCAACUGCCCCGUGGAGUGGACGUUGUACUCGACGAUGAUCUGGUGGACAAGGUCAAGCCAGGAGACCGAGUGCAAUUGGUUGGCAUAUACAAGACUCUUGGCAACAGGAACACAAACCACAGCAGCGCUCUCUUCAAAACAGUCAUCCUCGCGAACAACGUUGUACUGCUGUCCUCCAAAUCAGGCGGCGGCAUAGCCACUGCCACCAUCACAGAUAUGGAUAUCCGGAAUAUCAACAAGAUUGCCAAGAAGAAGAAUCUCCUGGACUUGCUGUCGCAAUCCCUGGCCCCCAGCAUAUAUGGACAUGGUCAUAUCAAGAAGGCCAUUCUGUUGAUGCUGUUGGGUGGCAUGGAGAAAAAUCUUCCCAAUGGCACCCAUCUCAGGGGCGACAUCAAUAUUUUAAUGGUUGGCGAUCCAUCGACUGCCAAAUCUCAACUACUUCGAUUCGUUUUGAACACGGCCCCCCUGGCUAUUGCCACAACAGGCCGAGGCUCUUCUGGAGUUGGUCUUACUGCGGCUGUCACAUCAGACAAGGAGACAGGAGAGCGCCGGCUGGAGGCUGGCGCUAUGGUGAUGGCUGAUCGAGGCGUGGUCUGUAUCGAUGAGUUCGACAAAAUGUCUGACAUCGACAGGGUGGCUAUCCACGAAGUCAUGGAACAACAAACUGUUACCAUAGCAAAGGCAGGCAUCCACACGUCACUGAAUGCCAGGUGUAGCGUUAUAGCCGCGGCCAACCCCAUUUUUGGUCAGUAUGACACGCACAAGGACCCGCACAAGAACAUUGCGCUGCCUGACUCCCUUCUUUCACGCUUCGAUCUCCUCUUCGUAGUUACGGACGACAUUGAGGACACACGCGAUAGACAGGUUUCAGAACACGUUCUCCGCAUGCAUCGCUACCGGCAAGCGGGCACAGAAGAAGGCGCACCGGUGAGAGAAAACACGAGUCAGUCUCUUGGAGUCGCAGUCAACAACCAGACCGAGUCUCAACGUCAAACGGAUGUCUUCGAGAAGUUCGACGCCAUGCUCCAUGCAGGCGUCACUGUAACAUCGGGACGUGGUGCGAACAAGAAGCCAGAGGUUUUGAGUAUCCCCUUCAUGAAAAAAUACAUUCAAUACGCCAAAACACGAAUUCGUCCUUUACUCACGCAAGAGGCGAACGACCGUAUCGCAGACAUUUACGUCGGCCUCCGAAAUGAUGAUCUAGAAGGUAAUCAGCGCCGCACAAGUCCAUUGACGGUGCGAACUUUGGAGACGCUUGUUCGUCUUUCAACCGCGCAUGCAAAGUCACGCUUGUCAAACCGGAUUGACGAGCGCGACGUGGCUGCGGCCGAGUCCAUUUUGCGGUUUGCACUGUUCAAGGAGGUUGUUGAGGACGAGUCAAGAAAGAAGCGUAGAAAGACACAAAACACUCAGAUGUCCUCGAGCGAAAGUUCUUCGUCGGAAGAUGACGAUGACGACGCAUACAGGGGCGCCACAGCACGCACAUCUGUAUCCAGAUCUGGCCCUUCAACCCGUGGUGUUGCACGGCCUCGGAAAACCACGACUGCUCCUAAUCAGAUCAGUGGCACUGCAGAUGCGGAUGCAGAUGUUGACGACGGAGCCCGUGGCUCGACAUCUGAUGCGCAGGGUGCAGAACGCGAUCAAGACCAGGAUUUGAACCGAUUGCGCCAGUCGGCAGGAGCAUCACACAGUCGCGCAACGCGCACGCAAACAUCAUAUGCCUCGUCGGUACCAGAAUCACAGCUGCUAUCAACAUCGCAACAUGAGCCCGAGGAAGACGAGCUUGCAACAGGAGCUGCAACUCUAGCCAUCGCAGAUGAGCCCAUUACUGAUGAGCGCUUCAACACAUUCAGAACAACACUCGGACAGCUUCUCAACUCGGCUCUAUUCGAGGAUGACUCGGCAGGCUUGGACGCCAUCAUCCACGCUGUGAACGCAAAACUGCACUCGAGGAGUGGAGGUGCCUUUGACAAAGAAGAGGCUGUUAAGGCGCUGCGAAAGAUGGAUGACCUCAACCAGAUCAUACUGUUCGGCAGUGGGGUAAUGUUGACUAGGCAGCUGCGGUUGAUUUACGAUGGGUAA